UCCAUGGCAACAUUCAAACUUUGAGACUUGAGUAUUGUCAAAAAUCACUAAAUCGGUAUGGCGGGGAUGUGGGAAGAUCGAAGAUUUUGACAUUUUCUAACUUUUUCUUUGCGUUUCAGUGUCUUAUGACAUAUACAAUGAAGCGUGUGUUCAGUGUUCCAGAAAGAGUCCAUGGUGGGAGUUUUGUAAAAUAUGAAUGGCAAAAUAAGCAAGGAAAUUUUAUUGCUACAGCUGGAGUGAGCAGAUCGGUAAUUAUCUUUGAUCGUCAUGGAGAGUUAGUGGAUGAAAUCAAUUUACCAGGGUUUUGUACUGGCUUAGCUUGGGAUAAAGAUGGUGACACAUUAGGAAUUAUUCAUGAUAAUAAAUCAGCUAUUAUUUAUCUCUGGGAUGCUAAUGUAAGAAGAAUUACUCAGCUUGAGAGUGGAUUAAGAGAUACUUUGACAUUUCUUUCAUGGUCUAUGGUUGGAAAUUAUCUUGCCAUUGGGUCAAUGAAAGGAAAUCUUCUCAUCUAUAAUCAUCAAACAUCAAGAAAAGUUCCCAUCCUUGGAAAACAUACCAAAAAAAUAAUUUGUGGAGCUUGGAAUUCUCAGAAUUUACUUGCUUUGGGAUCAGAAGAUAAAAUAUUAACAAUCUCUAAUAUUGAUGGUGACACCAUGCGACAGACAUCGUUGAGAUCUGAUCCAUCAAUGAUAUAUUUCUCUGAAAUGAAGACAGAUGAAAGGAUGACUAAUGGAGAUAACACAGUUAGCGUGGUUGUUGGCAAAAAAACUCUAUUACUUUUUAAUAUUCAUGAUCCAGAAAAUCCUAUUGAACUUGCAUUUCAGGCAAAGUACGGCAACAUUGCGUCAUACAGAUGGUUUGGCGAUGGAUACAUCAUGAUAGGUUUUGGUAGCGGGUUUUUCGUUGUGAUUUCCACUCAUUUGAAAGAAAUUGGCCAGGAAUUAUUUCAAACACGUGAUCAUAAAGAUGUCUUGACAGAUAUUGAUAUUUCAUUAGAACUCAAUAAAGUUGCGUCAUGUGGUGAUAACAGUGUUAAGAUUCACGAUCUUACUGAAAUGAAGGACAUUUACUCAAUCAUUACAAUCGAAGAUGCUGGUGGGCCUCUUGAUAAGAUGAAGUGGACAGCGGAUGGACAACUCCUUGCUGUUAGCACAGUGAAAGGUGCAAUUCACGUAUAUUUAACACUGUUACCUAUACUGGGUGAUUCAUAUCUUACACGUCUUGCUUAUUUAACUUCACUCCGAGAGGUUACCAUUAUGGAUGGUGUAAACCAGGAAAGACCAGUUUUGGUGGAUCUGUCAAUUGAGCCAACAUUUAUAGCUCUUGGUCCCUACAAUUUGGUCGUAGGAAUGAAUAAUCGCGCUUGGUUUUAUGUAUUUAAUCAAGCUGUUGAGAUGCUAAAAGAUAGAGAAUAUCUUGGUACCGUUUCAAAGAUGUAUUUGAAUACAGAUUACGCUGCUGUUAUGUUUGACAAUCGUGUUCAACUACAUUUGAUCGAGAAUGAAAGCAUGAAUAGUAGUAAUACUCGUGAGACAAAAUUAUUUCCUGAAAAGAAAACGGAUGGAAACAUUACAUGUGCUGGUUUAACUGGAGACUUUUUAAUUUAUGCCACAGACAAUGGCUCCUUGCACUAUUUUUACAUCGAAGACUGGAAAUUUGUCAACGAAUUUCGUCAUGUUGUUGGUAUUCGUAAGUUGUUUGCUGACCAAACAGGCACAAAAGUUGUAUUCUUGGACGAUAAAAGCGAUGGCUUUGUCUAUUGCCCGGCAAAUGAUUCAAUAUAUGAGAUUCCUGAAUUUUCUCACAGCGUCAAUGGAGUUGUUUGGGAGAGCUACCCUUUUGACAAGGAUAUUUUUUGUGUUUUUGAUGAAGAAAAAAUUUACACAUACGCUUUCUAUCGUGAAACUCUUCAAGGUCCAAGAUGUAGGCUGGUUGAUACAACUAAGCUGCCUUAUGCUCACUAUCCGCUCGUUCUUUACAAUGGUGAACUCACUUGUCAGACACAAAGUGGCAAGACAUUGAAUAUUAGAUUGAGAAGUCACUCGUUUCUAGAUAAACCUCAAGAUGUUCCUGUUGAAGAGCUUUUGGCUUCGUGCAAACAAUGUUUAGCUCUACUGAGGUUUCAUGAAGCUUGGGCAAUCAGUCAAGUCAUCGACAAUCAAGAUACGUGGUUGGAACUUGGAAGACGUGCACUUGAAAAUCUCAAUAUUGAAGUUGCGAUCAGAGUAUUUCAAAAGUUGGAAAAUGUUGGAAUUGUUGUAUCGCUCAAUGAAAUCAAGGAGAUCGAAGACAAAAAUCUUCUCUCUGGCUACGUUGCUAUGCUUAUGGAAAACUAUGAUCUUGCUCAGGAACUCUUUAUGGCUUCCACUAACCCUUUGGCUGCUUUGGAGAUGCGUAGAGAUCUGUUGAAUUGGGACCAAGCUCUGGAGCUUGCCAAGGGCCUUGCUCCCGAUCAAAUACCUUUCAUUUCUCGUGAAUACGCUCAUCAAUUAGAAUUUACUGGUGACUAUGUUAAUGCAUUAAUACACUACGAAAAAGGCAUCACCAAACUUUCAAAGGAUGAAGAACACAAUGAAAUAUGUUUAGGAGGUGUUGCAAGAAUGGCCAUAAGAAUGGGUGAUAUACGUCGUGGUGUAGGUCUUGCAACAAAUAGUUCAAACCAUCAAUUGAAAAAAGAAUGUGCGAGUAUUCUAGAGAGCAUUAAGCAAUACGGAGAGUCUGCGAUCAUGUAUGAAAAGGCUGAAUACUGGGACAAAGCUGCGGCAGUUUAUCUGAAGACUAAGAACUGGAACAAAGUUGGUUCAGUACUUUCAAAAGUUUCAUCGCCUAAAUUGCAUAUCCAAUAUGCUAAAGCCAAAGAAUCUGAUGGUUGCUAUAAAGAAGCGGCUAAAUCGUAUGAAAUUGCUAAAGAUUACGAUAAUGUAAUCAGAAUACAGCUGGAUUUUCUUCGCAAUCCCGAGGAAGCUGUGAGAAUUGUGAGAGAAACGCAAUCUGUUCAAGGAGCAAAAAUGGUUGCUAAGUUUUUUCAAAAUCUUGGCGACUUUAACUCGGCUAUUCAGUUUCUGGUACUAUCAAAAUGCAAUAAUGAAGCUUUCAAAACGGCUCAGGUUCACAAUAAAAUGGAGGAAUAUGCUGAAAUAAUUGGUGACGAUUGUACUCCUGAUGAUUACUCCAGUAUUGCGCUGCAUUUUGAACAAAAGAAGCAACAUUUUCUCGCUGGAAAGUUCUUCUCUAAAGCUGGACAAUAUAGUAAGGCUUUAAAACAUCUAUUGAAAUGUCCUUCGAAUGAGGAGAGUCAAGCAAUCGAAUUAGCCAUUGAAACGGUUGGUCUAGCAAAGGAUGAUGGUUUGAUUCAUCAACUUAUUGAUUACCUUAUGGGUGAAGCAGAUGGAAUACCAAAGGAUGCAAAAUAUGUGUUUCGUAUCUACAUGGCUUUGGAACAAUAUCGUGAAGCGGCAAAAACAGCAAUAAUUAUUGCACGAGAAGAUCAAUCGGCAGGAAACUAUAGAAAUGCUCAUGAUGUUUUAUUUGCUAUGUAUCAGGAACUUCUUCAACACAAGAUCAACAUACCAGCAGAAAUGAAGCAAAAUUUGAUGAUUCUUCACAGUUAUAUUUUAGUCAAGGUUCAUGUGAAACGCGGUGAUCAUUUGAAAGGCGCUCGAAUGUUGAUUCGUGUUUCAAAUAAUAUCAGCAAGUUUCCAACUCACAUUGUUCCAAUCUUGACAUCCACUGUGAUUGAAUGUCAUCGUGCCUCAUUAAGAAACUCGUCAUUCAGUUAUGCAGCCAUGUUAAUGAGACCAGAGUAUAGAAAAGAAGUUGACUUGAAAUAUAAGAAAAAAAUUGAACAAAUUGUCAGAAAACCUGACAAAACAGAAGAGGAAGAGGAAAGGGAUGCUUGUCCAUAUUGUGAAUACCUACUUCCACAAACUAAACUUGAUUGUCCAGAAUGUAAAAACAACAUUCCAUACUGUAUAAUUACGGGGAGACAUAUGUUGAAAGAUGAUUGGUCUGUAUGUCCAAAAUGCAACUUUCCUGCAUUAUAUUCUGAGUUAAAAAGUUUUCUAGAAGGUGGCGAAGGAAUGUGUCCUAUGUGCACUGAGAAAAUAUCCUUUAAUGAUAUAAAAUUGAUCAAAAAUAUUAACUCCUUUUUGAGAUCUGAGGAUUCUGAGGCUUGAAACAAAGCUUCACAACUAACUUUAGAUAUUAAUUUCAAAUUUAUUUAUUUUAUAAAUAACACAUGCUUAUUUCAUUGCUCGAUGUUUGUACAUAUGUUAAAUGUAAAUAGUGUCGACAUUAUGAUAACAUGAUAUAAAGUAUUAUUAUGUUAAAAGACCAAAGGAUAAAAAUAAAGAUACAAUAAAAGUGGCAGUGCA
This is a messenger RNA of Xenia sp. Carnegie-2017, 4373 nucleotides long. Its product is annotated as WD repeat-containing protein 19-like. The transcript is spliced from 51 exons. Gene Ontology annotation, cellular component: intraciliary transport particle A; cilium. The record is from RefSeq and is a predicted model, not a curated record. Gene Ontology annotation, molecular function: protein binding. Lineage: Eukaryota; Metazoa; Cnidaria; Anthozoa; Malacalcyonacea; Xeniidae. Gene Ontology annotation, biological process: cilium assembly; intraciliary retrograde transport. The coding region runs from base 126 to 4175 and encodes 1349 amino acids.